AGGUCCCACAUGUCCCACAAGUUUGUCCAUUAGUAAACCAAUGAAAAUCAAUGUAUCAUACUUUGUUACUCUUGCAUCACUUCGUACAUGUGUGCCGUUCAAUGAUGCAACUGCGUACUGAAUAGUGAUUUUUUCAGAAUUGUGCAUCUUAUAGAUAAAAAGCGAUGGAGAGGUGAUCAAAAACGUUGAUGUUAGUACCGUUUGUUGUUAAGACAACUUAAUUUGAACAUGGCUGCCAAGUAUGUUGCACAGAUAAUAGUUCUUGGGGCUCAAGUCGUGGGACGUGCCUUCACAAGAGCUCUCCGUCAGGAAAUCCAAGCAAGUCAACAGGCAGCCAAGCGAGCUGGAGGGGGUAAGGAGGGGGCACAGUCGGCAGCCAAGGAUAGCUUGACCGGCAUCACGCUACAGGAAGCCAAGAUGGUCCUCAACGUCACCAAGAUGGACCCUGAACUCAUCAACAAGAACUUUGACCACUUGUUCAAGGUCAACGACAAGAGCAAAGGUGGCUCUUUCUACCUGCAGUCCAAGGUGAUCAGAGCAAAGGAGAGACUCGAUCAGGAGCUGGAUGGAACAGAGAGGAAGGACAUAGGAAGUGGUACCACGCAAGAGAACACAAAAGAUGCCCCGCCCACGUGAUAGGAAACUGCUGGAAAACUUGUACAUUGUAAAUACGACCCUCAGAUGGACUUGCUUCACGGACUUUUGGUUCUUACCUUUUAGAUAUCCAGGAAGUUAUUUGAUCUGGGGAGUUUAAACAUAUUGCAGGUCAGCCGUCUGUGGGAAUGUGUUCUCACCUCAUUGCCACAAUGCAAGACAGUCCUUCACUACAUGAAUGCAACAAGAUUGAUCAAUAUGCACUUGUGAAGUAUGUUAAAAAAUGGUCAGGUAAUGUAAUACAGCCUCCCAGGUUUUUCGUAUUCAUGAAAGAGAAAUCCAAUUCUUGCAGUGGUUGUAUUAAUGAUUUGUCAAAUGCAGCACUUGAAAUUGUGCAUUUCUAAUGAAUCACAAGAACACUGGUUUCAAUAAAAUGUCCUUUAUGCUAUAAAGUAUCAGCUCUAAACGCCGUUGGCAGUGUUGUAAAUGAAAAUAUGCAUGCAACAAAUUGAUCAUCCUGAAUCUUCGUUCCACAGCAAAGUAGCAUGAAACUCUUCAGUGCUGGAUUAGUUUAAGGAUAUUUCAGAACGACAUCCUGCAACGUAUUGCCUUGCUGGUGUAUUAUUGUGCCAACAUACAGGCACUCCACACAGUCUGAUUUACAUGCAGAACUUACACUGUGUUGCAGGGACAGGAUGAACUUUGGCCAACAGUUAUGACAGUUACUUGGUGUAUCCGCAGACCGUAGCAACUUUCCUUGGUGUGUUCACUUGGAAAUCUGCUCAUUGUAAAUCAUUGCUAAUAUACAGAUAUACAUGUGAACGGGAGUGAGGUUUUGAAACUUGUCAGUGAUAGGGUAAAUUUUUAAAGGGGGGUGACAUUUGGAAGCAGGGAAUAACUGCAAAAUGAUGAGUGUAGAAAGUUUUAAUUCAUAUAAGUGAUUUUUGGUUGGUUUGAAAUUGGUAUUUGGAAGAAAACCGAAUGUGGUCUCAUACUUGGUAAGAAAUCGCUUUUAAUUUGAUAACAUUAUAAAUAAUCAAAAUACAAUAUAAAAGGAUUACAAUUUAUGUCAGCAAUAGAGAAGUGUUCCAAGCCUACAUGUAAUUUAAAAAACUUUUGAAUAAAAUAAUUUGAGACCUACAUAUACCUUGAAAAUU
Messenger RNA from Acanthaster planci (crown-of-thorns starfish), 1751 nucleotides. Its product is annotated as mitochondrial import inner membrane translocase subunit tim16-B-like. Gene Ontology annotation, biological process: protein import into mitochondrial matrix. The record is from RefSeq and is a predicted model, not a curated record. NCBI's taxonomy places the organism in Eukaryota, Metazoa, Echinodermata, Asteroidea, Valvatida, Acanthasteridae. Gene Ontology annotation, cellular component: TIM23 mitochondrial import inner membrane translocase complex.